Molecule: messenger RNA, 888 nt
Organism: Cadophora gregata
Lineage: Eukaryota; Fungi; Ascomycota; Leotiomycetes; Helotiales; Ploettnerulaceae
Exons: 5
Coding region: 1-888 (295 amino acids)
Biological process (GO): regulation of transcription by RNA polymerase II
Molecular function (GO): DNA-binding transcription factor activity, RNA polymerase II-specific; RNA polymerase II cis-regulatory region sequence-specific DNA binding
Source: RefSeq, a predicted model, not a curated record
AUGGACAAUGAUGGAAAGAAAGUUCAAAGAUUGGGGGACGCCAACAUUGACGACGCUGGUGAGUUUGCAGCAGACUUGCAUGGGAACCAGCUUGGUGGGUUUGGGGGUCUACAAAUCCCAAUGGCUGAUAUGAUGUCAUUUGACACCAUUUACGAAGAGUCUUUUACGAGCCAGGAGAUUGCUGGUGUCGACGAGGACAUGCAUUGGCCGGAGACGCAUUGCCCCAGCUUCUCUCCAACUGUCAGCAAUGAAGUUUACGGGAUGCAGAUGGCCUCGUUAACCAACACGUCAUAUGUCCUCGCAGACAUGAAUACAGGCAACUUCAACUUUGGGCCUCUCGACGACGGCACUUUUGAGAACGACGCUACCUUCUUGUUUAAAGAUGACUGUGCAAGCCCCGACACUUACUUAUACUCCAUGUCCGAGGCGAAAACAAGAUCACCAUUGUCAGCGCCCGGGCCCCAAUCUCUAGGGAUUGAGCGCGAUAUGCGUCAUGAUAAAAGCGGUAACUCGCGAAUAAUGACGGCACAGUCGCUUGAAGGAGGGAGGAAUUCAUUCUUGGAGGCACCACCGACUCCAAUUCGUGCUUCAGACUUCGCGACCGGAGCACCUGCCUCGCAAGCCAGCCCAAAGCCACGGUCCAGAAAUAAGACGAAGACUCUACCAUCACUCGCAACUCAAGGACCACGCUACCACUGCCCCACCGCGAACUGUACUCGCUCCUACAAGCGUCCAUUCGAACUCAUCCGCCAUCAACAUGUUCAUACCAAUAUUCGAAGUUACGAGUGCCGCUUUGUCGGAUGCCAGAGAAAUGGAGAAGGCAAGGGAUUCGCGAGGAAGGAUCAUCUGAAGCAGCACUUAAAAUUAGUGCAUGGUGUUAGUGCUUGA